AUGGCAGAGGCAAUUCAGAACACCAACGUUUUCUCUUCCUCAAAGAAGAGGAUGAAUCCCGACGACUCAAAUCAGGACGAUGAUAUCAUCGCCAAGAAACUACCAACAAAGCCGACAUGGGAAGACCCUGUUAUGGCGUUGGCAAAUGCUCGCCAUGAAUUUGAGCUUUCCAGGAUUGCCCAUGAGAAAGGUGUGAUGGUGGUGGUCGACAACACUUUUGCGCCGAUGGUAGUUUCUCCGGCGAGGCUCGGUGCCGACGUCGUAAUUCAUAGUAUCUCCAAGUAUAUCAGCGGCGGCGCCGACAUCAUUGCUGGGGCUGUAUGUGGUCCAGCAAGUCUCCUGAACUCUCUCAUGGAUCUUCACCAAGGAGCUUUCAUGUUACUGGGUCCCACCAUGAACGCGAAGGUUGCAUUUGAGCUGGCGGAAAGAAUCCCUCAUUUGGGUCUCCGGGUAAAAGAGCACUGCCACCGGGCGUUGGUGUACGCCCAAAGGAUGAAGAAGAUGGGACUGAAAGUCAUCUACCCAGGUCUAGAAGACCACCCUGAUCACCAUCUCUUGAAGUCGAUCUCAAACAAAGAUUAUGGAUAUGGCGGGAUGAUCUGUCUGGACAUGGGAACCGAAGCUAAAGCCAACAAGCUGAUGAAUCUGUUGCAGAACUACACCCAGUUUGGGCUCAUGGCUGUUAGUCUCGGCUACUAUGAAACCCUCAUGUCUUGCUCCGGUAGCAGCACAAGCAGUGAACUGAAUGAAGAGGAACAGGCGCUCGCCGGAAUCUCCCCUGGUUUGGUUAGGAUGUCAAUCGGCUACAGUGGUACCCUGGAACAAAGGUGGGGCCAGUUUGAGAAGGCACUUUCGAGACUUCAAGAACCUGGAUUGUUUGGAAAGAACUAGAUUUCUGAUAUGAAUGUAAACAUCUCUGUUCUAAGUUCUGACUUAUGGUUUAAGCUCAGCUCUUAUGGAAACUUGAGUACUUGAUUUUUAAUGCCAUUGCGUUAUAAGAAGCCUCUGGCCCUGCAUUUGUAUAUAUUUUCAGCCGAAGGGUUGCUUAGUUGUAACCCAUUGAUGCUUGGCUUUUAUCAUCAAUAACAUAAGUUUGUUGCUUUAUCUUUUGAUGUGGAAAGCCUUACAACACUUGUUUUAGAAAACAAGCCUAACAGAACUUGAGUACUACUUGAC
Messenger RNA from Lactuca saligna, 1176 nucleotides. Lineage: Eukaryota; Viridiplantae; Streptophyta; Magnoliopsida; Asterales; Asteraceae. The record is from the annotation of a GenBank genome assembly.